Messenger RNA from Oncorhynchus keta (chum salmon), 3890 nucleotides. It is a transcript of the gene gnav1, whose product is annotated as guanine nucleotide binding protein (G protein) alpha v1. Lineage: Eukaryota; Metazoa; Chordata; Actinopteri; Salmoniformes; Salmonidae. Bases 1131 to 2222 code for a protein of 363 amino acids. Gene Ontology annotation, molecular function: GTPase activity; G protein-coupled receptor binding; guanyl nucleotide binding. Gene Ontology annotation, biological process: adenylate cyclase-modulating G protein-coupled receptor signaling pathway; Rho protein signal transduction. Gene Ontology annotation, cellular component: heterotrimeric G-protein complex. The transcript is spliced from 12 exons. The record is from RefSeq and is a predicted model, not a curated record.
UGGGGGCUUUAAUACUAAACUAUUUAGAGAGAGUUUCUGAAAAUGAAAGCUGUCUGUGGCGUUUCACCAAAGCUCUGAUGGGGUCAACUACAUGUCUACAUCCACUCAAAUCACACCACCCCAUACCCAACUGAUUAACAACCGUUUAGGUCAGCAUGUCGCGCGGAAAACCGGUAAACUAGACCGGUGGUUGCGGCUGUGUGGUCACAGAUUACGCUGAGCUGUCGAAAUGAGGACACGGCUCGAAUCUCUUGAAUAAAAAACGUUCACCUCAUUAGGAACACAAAGGGAAACUAAUCCCCGACCCGCGCGUUUGGCAGGAUUUGAGGCGUUGGUGAGCGUGAACGCACUGACAUUCAAAACAGUGAUUAUUAUGUUUGUUAUUUUCAUAGUACCGCACCUUGUGGAUACAGUGGACAUGGCAGCACUCACUCAGGCGUCAAUUUCUCCUCCCGAAACGUCACUUCCACGGGAUAUCUGAAACUUUUCCAAUGCUGCAAUACCGUGGGAGUCUAUGAGGCUGCGUGGGAGGGAUCUCCCGUCCUAAAUCAACUAGGAGGAGAAACUUUUCGGGAGUUAGGAUUCUGGAGGCUACUAUAGCGGCGCUCACGGUCUCAUUGGACAUUUGAAGGUAGUCUAUUUUUCGAAAAUGUUGUUUGUCUCUCGAGUCUAACACAACUAGGAAGUAUUCACAAUAGCCUUGUCGAUUUGGUGGUUGGUUGGGUAACGAGACACCUUUUUUGGGCUCGUGAGUAGGUAAACGUUUUCACCUUUUUCGAUUGUAUAUAUUGCAAGCGAUUCCGCGUCAUGUAACAACGGAUGGACAUGCGCUUCCAAUGCGAACCGAUUGAAUAACUUUAACCUAUUCAAUUACUUUUUUCUUAAUUUAGUCAUAAAAAGGAAUAGGACAGAACAUUUGGACAUAGUAUUGCACACAUUUGGCAUAGAAAACCACCCCAAAAUGUGACACAUCAAGAGGAAAAAGCGAUAAUCAAAACCCAUUUGGAUAAACAUGUUCGAGUCAACUAUCACCGUCAACUCACGGUGACUGAUCCCUAAAGUGGAUCCCCCUUCCCCGGUAUUAUUCUAGCUCGUGCGUGUCCGGUGAACGAGGAGAUGAGCAAGGCGAGAUGGGACAGUGUCUCAGUUCAGAACAAGACCUAACGGAGGAGGGAAAGAAGGCGAAGCUUCAGAGCGCGAAGAUAGACAGGGACCUGUAUGAAUACGCCAAGAGGGAGAUGAACGUGGUCAAAAUUCUAAUGCUCGGAGCAGCAGAGAGUGGGAAGAGUACUCUGGUCAAACAGAUGAAGAUCAUCCACAGCCACGGCUUUACCAAGCAAGAGCUGACCAGCUUCAAGCCGGCGGUGCUGGACAAUCUUCUGACCUCUAUGAAGUUUGUCCUCCAUGGGAUGGGCAUUCUCCGGAUCAACCUGACUAACAGCAAGAACAAGGUGCACGCCCACUCUGUGUUGUCCUGUGGGAGGUGUUUUGAUGAGGAUCAGGUGCUGUUUCCUUUCAUUGGCCACGCCCUUUCCUGUCUGUGGGCUGACCAGGGGGUCCGAGAGGCCGCAGCCAGGGGUUACGAGUUUGAACUCAACGACUCUGCCCUGUAUUUCUUUGAGAACAUGGGUCGUAUCAUCUCUCCGGACUACGUUCCCACGGAGACGGAUGUCCUGAGGGUCAGACUGAGGACCACCGGGGUCAUAGAGACGCAGUUCAAAGUCAAACACCUGCUCUUCAGGAUGUAUGAUGUGGGGGGUCAGAGGACAGAGAGGAGGAAGUGGAUUGGUUGUUUCGAGGACGUCCGGGCCGUGGUAUUUGUUGUUUCUCUCAGUGGAUACGACAUGACUCUAGUAGAGGACCCAUGUAUGAACCGCCUACAGGAGAGUCUGAAACUUUUCUCUUCCAUCUGCAACAACAUCUUCUUCAAGAGUACCUCAAUGAUCUUAUUUAUGAACAAGAUCGAUCUUUUUCAAGAGAAGAUUUUACAUUCGGGGCGGCAUCUGCGGCUGUAUGUGCCGCAGUUCAAAGGUGCAGACUGUGACGUGGACGCUGCGGCCCGAUACAUUGCCGGAAUGUUUGUGUCUCUCAACACCACGCCCAGCAAACUCAUCUACCACCACUUCACCACGGCAACGGACACCUCCAACGUACAGAUUGUCUUCCAGGUCGUCAUGGACACCAUCAUCAAAGAGAACCUAGAGGCCGUCUCUCUGCUAUGAUUGGUUCUAAGAGUUCCUAUGAGUUCUAACAGUUCCGAUGACGCUGGUUGGCUUCUGGACUCUGGGGUGAAGUUUCCCUCGGUACAGAGCUAGACUCAGCUUCCCCUCACCAAAUCAUAACCUUAAAGGGUCAAUCAGCCGUUGCUACGUCCAUUUUUGGACUUAGCAACUGGCCCAUUGAUUCUUGAAGAAUGGAACUUAUAAAUGGCUCAUGAGCUUAAUUCAAAAUAUAAGCUUGUUUUACUCCGUUUGUAAACAACGUAAAUGUGAACAAAUAGCCUCAACAUGGUUAAAACUAGAAUGUUGAUAUCAUGGAUUGACAGUCUUUGCAUCCAUAGCUCUAGCUAUGCAUUUGAGAGAGGUUACAAUUCUCCAGCCCCGUCCCUCGGCUGUUUACCAAAACGGGGAGGACGCUUUGUUAUUGUUUCAACUGCUGAGUUCCACUUUAACCGUUAGUGGGGAUAAUGGAAAACCGACCCAAGAUCAGUGACUAGGGGCUCCGUCACCCUACUCCGUUUUCUGGUUCCGGAAGAAAAGCGUGUUUAAGUCGACUUCAUAAUGAAAGACCCUCUGUUCACUUCCUCUGGAAUUGUUUACAUGACUUCCCGGAACGAGGAGGAGGUCUAUUGGAGAACAUUUCACUUCCCGGAACGAGGAGGAGGUCCAUUGGAGAACAUUUCACUUCUCGGAACGAGGAGGAGGUCUAUUGGAGAACAUUUCUCUUCCCGGAACGAGGAGGAGGUCUAUUGGAGAACAUUUCACUUCCCGGAACGAGGAGGAGGUCUAUUGGAGAACAUUUCACUUCCCGGAACGAGGAGGAGGUCUAUUGGAGAACAUUUCUCUUCCCGGAACGAGGAGGAGGUCUAUUGGAGAACAUUUCACUUCCCGGAACGAGGAGGAGGUCUGUUGGAGAACAUUUCACUUCCCGGAACGAGGAGGAGGUCUAUUGGAGAACAUUUCUCUUCCCGGAACGAGGAGGAGGUCUAUUGGAGAACAUUUCACUUCCCUCUCCUUGUUUUUGGGAACAGUCAUGGACUAUGGUACAUAUUUAUUUGUGUUAUUGUUGUUGUUAAGCAACCCUAAUCAGAAUAUGAAUAAUACAACAUCAACAUUUUAAUUCUUAACAUACUUGUUAUAUUUCUUAUUCAUACCAGAGCUCAUUGGAGGGACCCUGUAGAUGGUAAUGAUAGGCUUCCUCUCAGCUUUGGUUGCUCGGUUGCUCCGGCUAAAUGCUCACUCAGCUUAGUGCAUGUCUUAGUGUGUGUGUGGGCAGGCAGGCGGAUUUACCGUUUGUCCAUUAGAUGCGCGGGCAGUGUGGUACUGGUGUGGAGGUGUGGAGUUAUGGGUCACUCAUCCAUACUGACUGUGUGUGUGUUAAGGGGUUCACUCAUCCAUACUGUGUGUGUGUUAAGGGGUUCACUCAUCCAUACUGACUACGGGCAUUUACCUGCCAUCCAUCAAUGCCUAUCACUCCUUAAUGGGACAGAGAUCACAGAAAACAACUGGCUUUAUUUAACUGCAGUAAAUCUCAUCACUCUUGUGUCCUGCUCUCCUUUCCUCCCUCUCUCGCUCUCUCCCUCUCUCAAACACCUCUUCCUUUCUCUCUCUCUCUCCCUCUCUCAAACACCUCUUCCUCUCUCUCUCUCCCUCUCUAACACCUCUUCCUUU